AUCAACGAGUGAAAUUAUGGAGUACAAAUGCAGCAUAUUAUUGCUACUAAUUGUAGCGGUUUACGGUGCGUCUGCUGAGCGGGCACGUUUUGAUAAUUAUCGAGUGUAUGAAGUGUCCGUGAGGAAUAACGUGCAACUUCAAGUUCUUAAGUAUCUGGAACAGUUUCCGGAUGGAUAUUAUUUUUGGGAGUCACCGGUUCAGGUUGACAUGGAGGUUAGGAUCGUUAUUCCGCCGCAUAAAUUCGCCGAUUUCGAAGAGUUGACUUCCCGGUUGAAUAUGGAAAAAUCACUUAAAAUUAAUAAUUUACAAAAGCUCAUUGAUAAUGAACAAAUUAAACGAAGAAGAUCUAAUGAAUUUGACUGGAAAGACUAUAACACCUUGGACGAAAUGUACGAUUGGUUCGACGAUUUGGUCAAGCAGUAUGGAAAUAUUUUAACCAUUGAAUCAUACGGACAUUCAUAUGAAGGCCGGGAGAUGAAAGCAGUUAAACUGUCCAAAGGAUCGGGAAAUCCGGGCAUUUUCCUAGAGUCAAACAUCCAUGCUCGAGAGUGGAUUACAUCUGCCACUGUCACAUGGAUCCUCAAUCAAUUGUUAACAUCGACUGAUCCAGCAGUACAAAACCUAGCGGAUAGCUAUGAUUGGUACAUACUACCUGUGGUGAAUCCAGAUGGAUUGAAUUACACCAAAGAAGUAAAUCGGAUGUGGAGAAAGAACCGCUAUCCACACAAUUUGUUGUGUUAUGGAGUGGAUAUGAAUCGCAACUUCCCAGGACACUGGAUGGAGGGUGGAGCAAGUAGUAAUCCUUGCAGUGACACGUUUGCUGGUCCAGAGCCUGCGUCCGAAGUUGAAACCCAAAACAUUAUAAAUUACUUUUUGAAGUACAAAACAAACAUCGAUUUUUUCCUCUCAUUCCACUCGUAUGGACAGUACCUGUUGUUACCAUUUGGGUAUGCGAACGCUGACAAGUCUGACCACUAUUACGACUGGAUGGAUAUGGCUGAGGCGGCCGCAGUGGCACUAUCGCGUCGUUACGGAACGUUGUAUCAAUUUGGAACGACAUCAGAUGUGCUUUAUAUAGCAUCCGGAUCAUCCCCAGACUGGGCGCACGGAGAGCACGGUGUUCCGGUUGCCGUAACUUACGAGUUUCGUGAUAAAGGAAGUAAUGGGUUUAUUCUACCUGCUGAGCAAAUCAUCCCCAACGCGGAAGAGGUGCUGGAUUCAUUAAUAGCGUUCAUUGGGAAGGGAAAAGAUUUGGGAUACUUCAAAACGGGUGAUAAUGUUGUUUAAUAGAAAAUUACAAAUGAUAAGCUUUCCUGUAGAGGCGAAUGAACUGCAAAGUUUAAAGCCUCUUAAAAACAAAGAAACAAACAAUAAGCUUUCCUCGCUGGCGAUAAUUAUUGAACGCCGACGAGAUUUGUGACGCAAGUGAAAUGUUGAUUUUUGAUAUGCGAUAGAUCAAAUCGGAAUUGUAUUACGCCUGCAGCCGUGGCUACAAAAUUAUCAAAAUAAUAAUCGAUGGCUCCGAAUGGAUUUUUUUCGUCCUUGUAAAUAAAACUUAAUCAUUUGAUUAUUUUUAAAACAUUUGUUAGAAUCCGUCAAAAGUUUGGUAAUUCGAAGAAGAUCUGAACUAGGAAUCUUGCCCGCUGGCUAUUGGAAUAUAAGGUUUGAGAGAAAGAAAUCUAUUAUUUUGCUUUCAAUCGAGAGCUUUAUUUCAUAUAGUCAGAACAUUCCGAUUUAGGUUAAUUAUGUUUUGUUAGAUUAUUUGUGGUCUUUUUCGAAGUAGUUCCACUCUGCCUCCUUCAUAGUAGAAACUCACGUUUCUAUUGGCAAGAAACUGAGAUAGUCACUUGUAGACAGAAAUAGACGGCAAUCAUUUGAUUCCAGGUCUGGACUAUGAGGUGCAUUCAUAAGAACCUCUCAAACAAGCUGUCGGACGUUCAGGCCUGGUGCCAUGGCGUUGUUAGGAUGGAACACAACACACCUUUCUCCCUUCUUUGUGACGAAGAUAAAUCCGACCAUAACGAGAAUCGAACUAGAAGCCCCCACCAUGGCGUGUUUGACGUUAACCACUCGUUUACUCUACAGCAAAGAAUAAACACGAAAAGAUAAUUUUAAAGCUUGACAACGCCACAUGUUCACGGAUCUGUUAAUCCUCUUCGAGAAAGAGCAGUCACUGAUAAACUCGAUUUCGUUUGUUCAAAUAUGAUCUUGCAGAAGCAGUGGCGUAGCGUGACCGGGUGACACUCGGGGCCGGUUACUAGGGUGUCACCUCUCCAUAAUACUUAGUUUUUGUUUAUAAAUGAAAAAUCAAACUUAAUAAAUACGUUUUUUGUUUAUAUAAGUUAU
Molecule: messenger RNA, 2347 nt
Organism: Toxorhynchites rutilus septentrionalis
Lineage: Eukaryota; Metazoa; Arthropoda; Insecta; Diptera; Culicidae
Product: zinc carboxypeptidase-like
Exons: 5
Coding region: 17-1288 (423 amino acids)
Biological process (GO): proteolysis
Molecular function (GO): zinc ion binding; metallocarboxypeptidase activity
Source: RefSeq, a predicted model, not a curated record